Peronospora farinosa is the source of this 372-nucleotide messenger RNA. NCBI's taxonomy places the organism in Eukaryota, Oomycota, Peronosporomycetes, Peronosporales, Peronosporaceae. The record is from the annotation of a GenBank genome assembly.
AUGGGGUCACUACUAUUCAACGCAGCGCUGCUGGGUGGCGGCUUUGUGCUUGGCCGCGUGCCGUUUCUGCCGCUCGCAGCGCAGAUUUUAGACGAGCUUCAUACGCUCCCCAUGUCACGUAAGAUGAUCGUGACGACUCUCGUGACGUUAUUAGUAGCACUCUACGUGGUUGGCGUACUGCUGCCAUUGCACUGGGUGGCAACAAAAGAGGCGGAGAAAGCUGCUAAGCGACUUAAAGUACCGGAGUCGACAUCGUUUCGACGAGAAUUGCGGCGUCGUGGUAGUUACAGUGUGGGAUACGUAACCGAUAUAAAGUCCCAUCUGUUUGAAGACUACUGGGGGAACUUUGCAUUGUAUGUGCAGGAUUUAUAG